AUGCCCCAGCCCAGACUGAUGCUUGUGGUCACAGGAGAUGAUUUUGGCUACUGUCCCAGAAGGAACCAGGGGAUUGUGGACUGUUUCCUUGCUGGAGGUGUUUCCAAUGUGUCCCUGCUGGUCAAUGCUUCAGCAGCCAAACAGGCAGCUGAUCUGGCUAAAAGACAUCGAAUCCCCAUUGGACUCCAUGCCAACUUGUCAGAGGGAGCUCCAGUGGGUCAGAACCUCCAGCAGGUCUCCACUCUCAUAAACUCACGGGGAUUCUUCCAUGGAAAGAUGGGCUUUCGUCAGGCCUUGGAGAGGAGCCAGCUCAGCAUGGACCAGCGUGUCCUGUCGAGUCCCAACGAUGAACGGAUUGCGGGGAGCUCCUGGCUGUCUCGCCAAGAAUGUUAA
This is a messenger RNA of Nematolebias whitei (Rio pearlfish), 393 nucleotides long. Its product is annotated as carbohydrate deacetylase-like. Gene Ontology annotation, biological process: carbohydrate metabolic process. Bases 1 to 393 code for a protein of 130 amino acids. Gene Ontology annotation, molecular function: deacetylase activity. The record is from RefSeq and is a predicted model, not a curated record. The transcript is spliced from 3 exons. Lineage: Eukaryota; Metazoa; Chordata; Actinopteri; Cyprinodontiformes; Rivulidae.